AUGACGCACUGGAUGAUCGGGAUCAUCGGCGGAUCGGGCCUCUAUACCAUCGAUGCGAUGGAGGAUGUCGAGACGCUGGUCCUCGACACGCCCUGGGGGGCACCGUCGGAUACGCUUCUUCUCGCAAGGUUGCAGAGAGAAGGAAAAGAGGGGUUCGUGAUUUUGGGCCGCCGCCAACCAUCAAGGAGAUUUUUUCUCCUUCUCCAGCUCUCCGGCGAGGACGGCCUUCCGGAGCCCCGGAUCGCCGAGGCGGUCGCCCUCGACGUGCCCGUCGACGACCUCACCGGCCUCGAUCCGGGCGCCCGCGAGGUCCGGGUCGCCGCGUGCGAGGCCGCGGAGGCCGCCGCGCCGUUCGACCUCGCCGUGCCGCCGCUCCUGCGCGCCCGGCUCCUGCGCCUGGCCGCCGACGAUCACCGCCUCGUCCUGGCCCUCCACCACCUCGUCGGCGCCCCCCUCGCCGGCGGCCUCCGCGCGCAGAGCAGCCCUCCUCCGGCACUUACCGGCAGUCCUGGUGCCGACUUUGCCUAG
Messenger RNA from Zingiber officinale, 528 nucleotides. RefSeq names its product chondramide synthase cmdD-like. Lineage: Eukaryota; Viridiplantae; Streptophyta; Magnoliopsida; Zingiberales; Zingiberaceae. Bases 1 to 528 code for a protein of 175 amino acids. The transcript is spliced from 2 exons. Gene Ontology annotation, molecular function: catalytic activity. The record is from RefSeq and is a predicted model, not a curated record. Gene Ontology annotation, biological process: nucleoside metabolic process.